CCUUCUUUUACAAAAUAAUACCAGUAGCAAAUGCAUCAAACAUUAACAUCCCUGGAGGUCAUAGAUCUGUAUAAAUACCUGUACGCGUUGAGUAUUAUUGGUUAUAAUCGUUAACGAAGGAAAUCUGUUUAAACGGGGAUCUGAUUUAUUUUUGCAACCCGCAGCUAUGAGGGGAUUGUUUCAAAGGUGGCUGUGCGUCUUGUUUUUGGCAGGGGUGCGGGGCUCGCCCUUUUUAGCAGCGGGGCCAAUCCGCUGCGCACCGUGCACGCCGGAGAAGCUGCGCGACUGCCCCGCCGUGGCGCCGGGCUGCGCAGAAGUGCAGCGCGAACCGGGCUGCGGAUGCUGCAGCGUCUGCGCCCUGGCCAAGGGGGAGCCGUGCGGAGUCUACACGGCGCACUGCGGCACCGGCCUGCGCUGCACGCCCAAGCCCGAGGACCCACGGCCCAUACACACCCUCAUUCACGGCCAGGCCACCUGCACUGAAUACACUGAGAGCCAAGCCUCCCAGAGUCCAGGUGAUGCCGAAGUCAACGUCGAGGUAGCGCUGGACUACGGCUCCGUGCUGUACAUGCUGUCCGAGGACAAGCCGACCGAUCCUAAGGAUCUCGCGGACGCCCAAGAAAGCAUUAAAGCCAAGAUCAACGCAAUUAGAAAUAAACUGGUGGAGCAUGGUCCAUGUCACACUGAGCUACACAGGGCCCUGGACAAGAUUGCAACAACCCAGUUUAAACUGGGGGAUAAAUUCACCACGUUUUACCUCCCCAACUGCGACAAGCACGGCUUCUACAAAUCCAAGCAGUGUGAGACGUCUCUGGAGGGCCAGGAAGCCCGCUGCUGGUGUGUGUCCUCCUGGAAUGGGAAGAGACUCCCUGGGACCAGUGACCUACUGGGCCAAUCUGACUGCCAACAGGAAGUCGCCCACUGAAUGUGCCCUGACAUACGCACACGCAACGCACACACACGCAACGCACACACACGCAACGCACACACACGCAACGCACGCACAUGCACGCUUGUUUUUUUAUUUAUUCAGUAUUAUUUUAAAUCUUUGCACAUUGUGACACUGAUUCUCGAUUAAUCUUUUAAAAUGGAAUUUAAUCUUAUAUAAAGCACAUCAUUUUAUUUAUUAAUAGCACAUGUGCACAUUUAAGUAUUGCAU
Molecule: messenger RNA, 1159 nt
Organism: Paramormyrops kingsleyae
Lineage: Eukaryota; Metazoa; Chordata; Actinopteri; Osteoglossiformes; Mormyridae
Product: insulin-like growth factor-binding protein 1
Biological process (GO): regulation of insulin-like growth factor receptor signaling pathway
Cellular component (GO): extracellular region
Molecular function (GO): insulin-like growth factor I binding; insulin-like growth factor II binding
Source: RefSeq, a predicted model, not a curated record